GAGCAAUGCAUUGUGGGACGAGGACGGACUCCACGCGUUGAAUCCUCCAGGCCACACAAAGCAGUGUAGUGCACAUUUGAAUGUCUAUUUAAAAUACUUAUUUAAUACUUAUUGGAAUAUUUUGCCCUACAGAUAGACUUUCAUAAAGUGUAACUAUCGGCAACACACAGAUAACAAUGCCAAAUUUCUGCGUGGCGCCGAAUUGCACCAAGAAAAGUACGCAAACAGAUUUAGCUUUCUUCCGAUUUCCAAGGGAUGUGAAGAGAUGUCACGAGUGGGUGGAGAACUGUCGGCGUGCCGACCUGCUGGCCAAAACGCCGGACCAGCUGAAUAAGCACUACAGAUUGUGUGCGGCUCACUUUGACCCCAGCAUGAUCUGCAAGACGGGUCCAUUUCGGACAGUUCUUAAGGACAGUGCAGUUCCCACCAUAUUUGAUUUCAGCGGCCAGAACAAGAAACUGCACAAAAACCGCAAACGUGUUAAAGUUCUGACAGAAGAAGAAGUCAGAGACAUUAAAGAACGUAGAUUGGAGGAGGAGGCGGAGGCCAACAAGGAGGACGAGGAUGUGGAAGACAUGGAACAGGACGCCGCUCCUCAGCUGUCGCCGGAGGAGCAGGAACUGCGGGAAUACCUGCGCUCCCUGUUCGAGAUCCUGCUCCUGCUCGGCAAGCAGGGAAUUCCGCUGAUCGGACACACGGUGACCGCGCCGCUCUCGUCCUCCGCGGAGAAGCUCAGAGAAGCGGGAGGUGAUGCCGCCGCCGCCGCUGCCGUCGUCGUCGUCGAGGGAAACCAAGACAAAACAAGCGUCGCCAACAACGGCAACAGAACCGGGCCAGCACCACCACCACCACCGCCGACGCUCCCGCCGCCGCCGCCGACCACCUUCACGCCUCUGAGCAACUUCCAGGCGCUGGUGGAGUUCCGGAUCAGCGCGGGCGACGAGGCGCUCCGGCGGCGGUUCGAGGGCGCGGCGACGAACUCGGAGACGUGCCCGCCGGAGACGCUGCGCAACAUGCUGGACGUGGCCGCCGCCUGCAUCCGCGAGGACCUGCUCCGCGACGUGCAGCUCUACUCGCUCAUCGCCGGCGAGCCCGCCGAAAUGGCGUCGUCUUCGGACUUCGCCGGCAGAGAGAGCGGCGGUGGACGCGAAGUCCUCCUGCCGAUCUUCGCCCGGUUCGUGGACGUCUCGGCGGCGGUGGCGGCCGGGCACGGCGGGCCCCGCGAGGAGCUCCUGGGCUUCGUGCCGCUGGAGUGCGACGGCGACACGCUGGCGGAGAGGCUGCUGGCGUUCGUGACGGAGGCGUGCGGGCUGGACGCCGACAAGUGCCGCGGCUUCGCGUACGACUGCGGCGGCGGCGGCGCCCGGCACGCGCUGCGCAUGCGCACGGCGGCCGAGCGCAUCUCGGAGCGCCAUCCGGCGGCGGUGCGCACGCUGUGGUCGGGCUGCGGCCUCAACACGCUGCUGGCGGAGAGCGCGGGAACGCCGGGCACGCAGGUGGUGGUGGCGACGCUGAGCCGCGUGGACGCGCUCCUCCGCAGCUCGCCGGCGCUGCGCCUGGAGCUGGAGCGCGCCGUGGCGGCGAGCUUCCGCGACGACGAGGAGAUGUGCCGCGAGCUGCUGGCCGCGUGCCGCCGCGGCCGCUGGGGCCGGCGCCACAACGCCUUCCAGCUGACCUCCGACCUCCUCGAGCCGCUCAAGCUCUGCCUGGAGUCGGUGUGCGACAGCGGCCACGACCAGCGCUGGAGCGAGCGGGUGGCGCGCGACUGCCUGGCGCUCGCCGAGACGCUCAACGACUUCGAGUUCCUGGCGGCGCUGGUGGUGCUGAAGAACGUGCUGUCGUUCACGCGCGCCUUCGGCCGCAACCUGCAGGGCGGCGCCAUGGACGUGCACCUGGCCACCAGCAGCGUCACCGCCGUGCUGCACUCGCUCGUCGAGGUGGCCGACAACAUCGACGUCUACCACGAGUUCUGGUUCGAGGAGGCCGUGCUGGUGGCGCAGUCGCUCGGCAUCCCCGUGCGCGUUCCUCUGCGGCACCUGCGCAAGUGCGCCGGCACGGGCGCGGAGCCGCAGCCCGAGGGCUACUACAAGGAGCACCUGACGGUGCCGGUGGUGAGCUACGUCAUCGCGGAGCUCAACGAGCUGUUCUCGGAGACGCACCUGAAGGUGCUGCGCUGCCUGUCGCUCAUCCCGGCCGUCAUGGGCCAGCUGAAGUUCGCGGCCGACGUGGCGGAGGAGACGGCGGUGGCCGAGGUGUACCGCCGCGACCUGCCCAGCCCCGACACGCUGGCCACCGAGCUGCAGUGCUGGCGCGUCAAGUGGAAGCACCGCAGCAAGGGCGUGCCGCUGCCCGCCAGCGUCGCCGAGACGCUGCGCCUCGCCGACGUCAAGUUCUUCCCCAACCUCGACGCCCUGCUCGGCGCGCUCUGGAACCUGCCCAUCCUCAGCCCCGACGAGGGACCGCCGCCGGAGAAGAAGAAAACGGUAACAGCGGCGGCACCGGCAUCGCAGCAGAAACCGCAGGAGGAGACGACGACGACGACGCCGGCAGCGGAGGCAGAGACGGAGGUGGCUGUUAACGACGACGACGACGACAACGAUGAUGACGCCGGCGACGACGACGGUGCCGGUGACCACGGCGAGGGCGGCUGCGGCGGAACCGCUCGGAGUCGGCUUCAGGCGUACCUCCGCGACACCCCCGUGAGGCACCGCUCCUCGUGGCUGGCGCUCGUCUACGCCAACAUGGACGCGCGGCACGACCCCGACCGCAUGGUGGAGGCCUAUCUGAAACUGUACCCAGACAGCAGCUGAACGCUGGACCUGCCCAUUCCGAAAACAACGAUGAGUUGACUUGAGCGUGUGUUCAUAUGUAAAUACAGUAUGGUUUUCUGUUUCGUUCCGUUCCUUUCUUCUUUUGCCUUUAAAAAGAAUUUGGCUAGAUGGUGGGAGAGUGGCUGAAAUGAUAAUAAUAAUAAUAAUUAAAAAAAAGAUGUAUUUUCAGCAGUGAAUAGAUUCUCUUUAUAAUGUACCUGUUGGGGAUUAAUAAAAUGUUUAUCGAUCCA
Messenger RNA from Sardina pilchardus (European sardine), 3061 nucleotides. Its product is annotated as 52 kDa repressor of the inhibitor of the protein kinase-like. The coding region runs from base 177 to 2810 and encodes 877 amino acids. The record is from RefSeq and is a predicted model, not a curated record. NCBI's taxonomy places the organism in Eukaryota, Metazoa, Chordata, Actinopteri, Clupeiformes, Clupeidae. The transcript has 5 exons.